Molecule: messenger RNA, 459 nt
Organism: Serpula lacrymans var. lacrymans S7.9
Lineage: Eukaryota; Fungi; Basidiomycota; Agaricomycetes; Boletales; Serpulaceae
Exons: 6
Coding region: 148-459 (103 amino acids)
Source: RefSeq, a predicted model, not a curated record
AUUGAUGCCAACUGCACAUAUGCAAUAGUCCAUCUUUCCGGGCCUUCGAUGCAUCAUGAUAUCUUUAAAUGAACUAGGCUGGGUCCUUAUAUAACUUGCCACCGUUGAGGGGCUAGUUCUCUGCUCUCACGACCUCCCUCACCCGCUAUGAACGUUACUCUUGCUGAAGAGCUUAUGCGCGGACCUUUGAUGGGAGUCUUCAUUAGCAUGUUGUGUUCCUGUAUUUCCAGCAUCAUGCGAAAGAUCACUGGAGUAUUCAGACUAUGGAUAUUGGAAACGCUCCAUGCAGCGUUAUCGAUGAGCGUUAUGGACCAUUACCUUGUUAGAGGCUUCUCAGAUUUAAAAGCACUCGUUCGUGUUGAUUGGGAGAUCACAUUAUUAUGCUUGGCGAAUCAAAACACAAAUUUUCAGGUCUCGAUUAUAGCUGCGCGUUUUGGUGCUUUACAAUUUGAUGUCUAG